UUCCCCCGCCCCCUCCGUCUCGCUCCCUUGUUCUCGCCGGGGCCGCUCAGACCUGCAGCGGAGCCGCGGCGCCGGCUUGGAUCAGCUUGGGGCUGAGCCCCCGUGAGCCAGCGACGGAGGCGGGCGGGGCGCUGCUCGCGGUCCCGGGCCCCACGGUAGCGCCAGGUGUGGAUCCAUGGGGUAGCCUCAACGCAUCUUCCCCAGCCAGCUCAUGGGCCACCUGGCCCUGCCCAGCCUCAGCACCUGGGGCCAGUGAACAAGAGCCCUGGCUGGAUUACAAACAUGUGGGGCCUUGUGAGGCUCCUGUUGGCCUGGCUGGGUGGCUGGGGCUGCAUGGGGCGCCUGGCAGCUCCAGUCCCAGCCUGGGCAGGGUCCCGGGGACACUCGGGUCCUACACUGCUGCGGACCCGAAGGAGCUGGGUCUGGAACCAGUUCUUUGUCAUUGAGGAAUAUUCUGGUCCAGAGCCUGUCCUUAUUGGCAAGCUGCACUCAGAUGUUGACCGGGGUGAGGGCCGCACCAAGUACCUGCUGACUGGGGAGGGGGCAGGCACUGUGUUUGUGAUUGAUGAGGCCACAGGCAAUAUCCAUGUGACCAAGAGCCUGGACCGGGAAGAGAAGGCACAAUAUGUGCUGCUGGCCCAAGCUGUGGACCGUGCCUCUAACCGGCCCCUGGAACCCCCAUCAGAGUUCAUCAUCAAAGUGCAAGACAUCAAUGACAAUCCACCUGUGUUUCCCCUUGGGCCCUACCAUGCCACAGUGCCUGAGAUGUCUAAUGUUGGGACGUCUGUAAUCCAAGUGACUGCUCACGAUGCUGACGAUCCCAGCUAUGGAAACAGUGCCAAGCUUGUAUACACGGUGCUGGAUGGACUGCCUUUCUUCUCUGUGGACCCCCAGACUGGAGUGGUUCGUACAGCCAUCCCCAACAUGGACCGGGAGACCCAAGAGGAGUUCUUGGUGGUGAUUCAAGCCAAGGAUAUGGGUGGCCACAUGGGGGGGCUGUCAGGCAGCACUACAGUAACAGUUACCCUCAGUGAUGUCAACGACAACCCCCCCAAGUUCCCUCAGAGUCUAUACCAGUUCUCAGUGGUGGAGACAGCUGGACCUGGAACCCUGGUAGGCCGGCUUAAGGCCCAGGACCCAGACCUAGGGGAUAAUGCCCUAAUGGCAUACAGCAUCCUGGAUGGGGAAGGAUCAGAAGCCUUCAGCAUCAGCACAGACUCCCAGGGUCAGGACGGGCUCCUUACUGUCCGAAAGCCCCUGGACUUCGAGACUCGUCGCUCUUAUACCUUCCGGGUAGAAGCCACCAACACACUCAUCGACCCAGCCUACCUGCGGCGAGGUCCCUUCAAGGAUGUGGCCUCAGUCCGAGUGGCUGUGCAGGAUGCUCCAGAGCCGCCCGCAUUCACCCAGGCCACCUACCACCUAGUAGUACCUGAAAACAAGGUCCCUGGAACCCUGGUGGGCCAGAUCUCAGCCAGUGACCUGGACUCCCCAGCCAGCCCCAUCAGAUACUCCAUCCUCCCCCACUCGGAUCCAGAGCGUUGCUUCUCCAUUGAGCCCGAAGAUGGCACUAUCCGUACAGCCGUGCGCCUGGACCGCGAGGCUCGUGUCUGGCAUAACCUCACCGUUCUGGCCACAGAGUUGGAUAGCUCUGCACAAUCCUCCCGUGUGCAAGUGGCCAUCGAGACCCUGGAUGAAAAUGACAACGCUCCCCAGCUGGCUGAGCCCUAUGACAUCUUUGUAUGUGAUUCUGCAGCCCCUGGCCAGCUUCCAUCUUCUUCCCAGUUGAUUCAGGUCAUUCGGGCUCUAGACAGAGAUGAAGCUGGCAACAGUAGCCAAGUCUCCCUUCAAGGUCCCGUGGGCCCUGAUGCCAACUUUACAGUCCGGGACAACCGAGAUGGCUCUGCCAGCCUGCUGCUGCCUUCCCGCCCUGCUCCACCUCGCCAGGCCCCCUACCUGGUUCCUAUAGAACUCUGGGAUUGGGGGCAGCCAGCCCUGAGCAGCACGGCCACGGUGACUGUGAGUGUGUGUCGCUGCCGGCCUGACGGCUCCAUGGCAUCCUGCUGGCCUGAGGCCCAGCUCUCGCCCACCGGUCUCAGCACUGGGGCCCUGCUUGCCAUCAUCACCUGUAUGGGCACCCUUCUUGCCCUGGUGGUGCUCUUCGUGGCCCUGAGGCGGCAGAAGCAGGAAGCCUUGAUGGUACUGGAGGAGGAGGAUGUCCGCGAGAACAUCAUCACCUAUGAUGACGAGGGUGGCGGAGAGGAGGACACGGAGGCCUUCGACAUCACAGCCUUGCAGAACCCGGACGGAGCCGCUCCUCCAGCUGCAGGCCCGCCGGUGCGCCGCGACGUGCUGCCAAGGACCCGAGCGCCACGCCAGCCCAGGCCACCGGGCCCUGCCGAUGUGGCGCAGUUGCUGGCGCUGCGGCUACGCGAGGCGGACGAGGACCCCAGCGUACCCCCGUACGACUCGGUGCAGGUGUACGGCUAUGAGGGCCGGGGCUCCUCCUGCGGCUCGCUCAGCUCCCUGGGCUCGGGCAGCGAGGCUGGCGGUGUCCCCGGCCCCGCCGAGCCACUGGACGACUGGGGCCCACUCUUUCGCACUCUGGCAGAGCUGUAUGGGGCCAAGGAGCCCCCGGCCCCCUGAGGCCGGCCCUGGCCCUGCCGCUGCGCUGCGGUGGGGUAGCACACACAGGCCCUCUGAGUGAGCCCCACAGGGUCCAGGCAGGCGGCGGCAGCCCAGGGGCCCAAUGUGUCCCUCCUUUCCCCCCUUCCUUUUACCUCCCACUCCUCAGUCUGUGUGUUUCCCCAGAGAUCCCUGUCUGUGACUCUCCACUGUCGGGGGGUGGGGGAGUGGGUUUUAUAACUGCCCCCGACCUCUGUUUUCACUGUGACUCUGUGGCUGUUUUUGUCUCGUAAUUCUAAUCGCCCAGAUUCUGUCUCCCUUGCCCACACACACGCUCUGUCCGUCUACUGCCCACAUGUCCCUCCCUUCUCUUUGAGUCCCUGUGACUGGCUUUUUGGUUUGUCUGUUGUAUUUUUGUUUUGUUUCUGUUAUCCAUCCCAAAAGCAAGAGAAUCUUCCAGGCACUGCUGCCCCACCCUACUGCAGGAGAUGCUCUGCUCCAGACCUGCCCGCAUGGUUCCAUCCAUCACUCAUGGCCUCAUCCUGGCUCCAUUGGCUUCUAGCAGAAGGAAGGAGGGAGCCAGCCCACCUCCUAGGGCAAGAGCUUCAGCCCCACGUGGCCGUCUCCCUGGAGCUCUGCCCAGCUGUCAGCCUGCCCUGGGCAUCCCAGCUCUGGGCAUUGUCUCGUGUGCUUCUCAGGCCCCAGAAGGGGAGGGGGUUGGGGAGGGGGGAGAAAGGGGAGGCAGCUGGGGAAGAGGGAAAAGGGAGGAAGGGGAGGGGCCUCCAUCUCUAAUUUCAUAAUAAACACUUUAUUUUGUAAAGUAGGA
Messenger RNA from Mastomys coucha (southern multimammate mouse), 3451 nucleotides. It is a transcript of the gene Cdh24, whose product is annotated as cadherin 24. Lineage: Eukaryota; Metazoa; Chordata; Mammalia; Rodentia; Muridae. Gene Ontology annotation, biological process: calcium-dependent cell-cell adhesion; homophilic cell-cell adhesion; cell morphogenesis. The record is from RefSeq and is a predicted model, not a curated record. Bases 283 to 2646 code for a protein of 787 amino acids. The transcript has 13 exons. Gene Ontology annotation, cellular component: plasma membrane; adherens junction; catenin complex. Gene Ontology annotation, molecular function: calcium ion binding; cadherin binding.